AUGCUUCGUCUAGUGAUGUUUUCUGUUCUUCUGAUAUUUUGUAAGAUUUAUUCGGUUGAUUCUGUGGCAGAAGAUUGUGCAACAUCCAAAAGAGAAACUAGAUGCUCCAGUAUUUUUGAAGAUUUACAGAAUUGUUAUAAUGCAACUUUCAAACCAAUGUUGGGGGACUGUCUCGUAACAUGCAGUGCUUGUGAAUCCUAUAAAUGCUCGAAUCCUCAACCUGAAACUACUCUCAAUUGUUCAGCCCUUGCUUCACAAUGUGAUUCGGCCACUUUCAGCGAGUUUAUGAAGGAAAAAUGUCCAGCAACAUGUGGAAAAUGCAAUAGAAAAAAUGCGAACUUGUGUUCGGACAAGAGCAAAUCUGAAGUUUGCACUACUAUGGCGACUUUCUGCAACACAAUUGACUACUAUGAUUUACUGUCAGAAGAAUGCCCUUCCACUUGUAACCGAUGUCCACAUAACGGUACAAAUCCAAACGGAAACGGAGGUGGAAAUGGAGGGGACGGAAAUCAAGCUUGCACCGAUGUGGCAAAUGAUUGUUCCACGAAUCUUGCCAGAUGCUCCGAUGCCCAAUAUGCUCCAUUAAUGCACCGCCUUUGUCCAAAAACCUGUAAUUCCUGUAAAAACUGUGAAGAUUUCCACAAGAUGUGCUCCACAUGGGUUUCUCACGGAUUCUGCACAAAGUACAGUCCGGCAGCAGUAAUGAAAACAUGCCCAAAAAGUUGCGAUCUGUGUAAAUGA
Molecule: messenger RNA, 741 nt
Organism: Caenorhabditis remanei
Lineage: Eukaryota; Metazoa; Nematoda; Chromadorea; Rhabditida; Rhabditidae
Exons: 5
Coding region: 1-741 (246 amino acids)
Source: RefSeq, a predicted model, not a curated record